GAAUCAGUGAAGUAAAGAGAUGAAAUUUUAGUACAAGGAAUUAUAAAUAUCUGUAAAAAGUGGACUUUUAUAUAGUUAUACGGCGUUAUUGAUUGGCAUAUUUUACAAACCGGCGUCGCUCGAUGAUAUGGACUCGUCACCUCCUCUCCUCUUCUUCGCGGUCCUGGCAGGCAUGGUCUUGUUUGGGGCUGCUAAACCACCACACAUCAUAUUCAUUGUGGCCGACGAUUUGGGAUGGAACGAUGUUGGCUGGCACAAUGACCAGAUGUUCACGCCCAACCUGGACAAGAUGGCCCGUGCCGGCGUUAUCCUCAACUCCUCAUACGUACAGCCCGUCUGUACACCGUCAAGAAAUUGCUUCAUGACUGGAUACUAUCCCUUUCACACUGGACUUCAGCAUGAGGUCAUUCACCCGUCCCAUCCCGGGUACCUGCCGGCAAACUUCACCACGUUACCCCAGAAACUGAAGCAGCUGGGAUACACCACCCACAUCGUUGGAAAAUGGCACUUGGGUUUUUGCGACUGGAAGUACACUCCAACGUACCGUGGGUUUGAUUCCUUCAUGGGCUAUUACAACGGCGCUGAAGAUUAUUUUACACACAUCAGAGAUAAUGGAUAUGACUUCCGGUUCAACACAUCCGUGCACCAUCCACCGGAAGGAGAGUACUCGGCGAAUGUGAUAUCUGCGCGGGCAGUGGAGAUACUGGACUCUGUGGACCCAGUGCGGGACCAGCUCUACCUCUAUUUGCCCUUCCAGUCCGUGCACGCCCCACUUGAGGUUCCUGAACGCUAUGAAAACAUUUAUGCAAACAUUUCAACGAAAAGCAGGCGUCAAUACUGUGGCAUGGUUUCUGCACUGGACGAAGCGGUCGGGAACAUCACUUCCGCAUUGAGAGACCGGGGAUUCAUGGACAAUGCUCUUAUCGUCUUCACCACUGACAACGGCGGGCCGACUUUCACGGCCGCGAACAACCUGCCGCUUCGAGGCGCCAAGACGACGCUAUGGGAGGGAGGUACACGAGGGGCGGCCUUUGUAUACAGCGACAACCUCCUCCAGAACGACGGAUACACCAACAACGAAAUGAUUCAUGCUGUGGACUGGUUUCCAACACUUCUCACACUGGCAGGAGGAAAACCAGACGCUGGUAUGGACGGGGUGAACCAGUGGCCCACCGUCAGUUCCGGGGCUCCUUCCGCACGCUCGGAGUUCGUCUAUAACAUCGACGACAUCUCCAAGAAUGCAGCCAUCAGGGUUGGCCAGUAUAAGCUGAUUGAAGGCUCUCCUGGCAACCAUAACGGCUGGACGCCACUGCCGCCACUAGAAGCUUCAGACAUGUUCAAUGUUUCCUUUCCAGAGCAUCAACUGUUCGACCUUCAAGCGGACCCGACGGAGCACCAUGACAUAGCAAGUGACAACCCAGAUGUUGUUUCCAAACUGCUUGGCAGACUCAGUUUUCACAAGGCGACCAUGGUACCCGCCAACUUCCCGCCCGCAGACCCCGCGUCCGACCCCAAAAACUUUGGUGGCAACUGGUCACCAGGGUGGUGCUAGGGUGGCCCAACAUUAUGAUACUCAUUUUGCAUGGUGUUUAUUUGGAGAUAGA
Molecule: messenger RNA, 1604 nt
Organism: Mya arenaria
Lineage: Eukaryota; Metazoa; Mollusca; Bivalvia; Myida; Myidae
Product: arylsulfatase B-like
Exons: 15
Coding region: 128-1552 (474 amino acids)
Source: RefSeq, a predicted model, not a curated record